GGAAAUGGCAAGGCCAGCUAAAGGUUGCAGUGCAAACCUCCUGCAAGGCAGCGACGUCGAUCUCGCGACCCGUUUGCUAGAAAACUCGUCUCCGUCUAGAUUAGUAGUCGCGUGCCGCGAGGACGUGGCGAGUUUGCUGUUCAGACCUCGCACACUCCAUAGGCUUUCGAUGCUUGUUGGGUGCAUGGGCGUUCACUUCUUGUUGGAAGGACUUGCACUGGGGCUGCAGGCAAAUCUAACGACUACGAUUAGGCUGGCGGUCGGAGUGUACGUACACGGGGCGCUUGUGCUGACUGCAGUUGGCCUGAGCUUGGGAGGGAGCAGUUUGCCAGUCUGCACAGUCGCGAAGAUGGGGUUGGCACUGGCUUCCGCAGCUCCGUUCGGACAGAUGUUGGGCAUGGCAUUUGGAACCGAUAUUGGGCACGUCGGCAAGGCAGUGGUUCAUGCGCUCACCACAGGAACCUUCUUCCACGUCCUGUUUGUCGAGAUCCUGCCCGUCGAGAUGGGCAGCCUCGAAAACAGGCAGCCCAAGGUGACGAGCUUGAUUGCAGGCUUUGCCCUUGCGACGGCCACCAGCUUUGCGUCCAAUCGGACACUGGUUCGUCGUUUCUUGACAUAAACCGCUUGUUUCUG
This is a messenger RNA of Ixodes scapularis (black-legged tick), 633 nucleotides long. RefSeq names its product zinc transporter ZIP1-like. Gene Ontology annotation, cellular component: plasma membrane. Bases 5 to 619 code for a protein of 204 amino acids. Gene Ontology annotation, molecular function: zinc ion transmembrane transporter activity. Gene Ontology annotation, biological process: zinc ion transmembrane transport. The record is from RefSeq and is a predicted model, not a curated record. The transcript is spliced from 2 exons. NCBI's taxonomy places the organism in Eukaryota, Metazoa, Arthropoda, Arachnida, Ixodida, Ixodidae.